CAAGUGUUUCAUAGACGGCGACUAUGCGCAAUGGUGUCCUUGAGGUUGGCGAUAUCGGAGGAUCCAAUGUAGGUCAGCGUGACGCGUGACUUGAAUCAGCCGAAGCGUUCAUCCUCGUUCACCUUUCCCCAUCGUAGUCUUACCGCAGACUUCUACACAUGACCGUGGACGGUUCUCAGCCCUUCAUAUAUCCAGUCGUCUUGCCUCGCGCUCUACCGUCAUCUCUCUUUCACUGCCUCGCCCUCGCAUCCCAUGCUCGCAAUCCUCUGCAUCCGCUGGCUGCUCGCCAGCUUCGCUGUCCUGCUCUCCCUCUCCUACGCCAUCCACGCCUGCGAAGAGACGCUCAUUGGGUACUGUCACGCCGGACACGAGUGCAGCUCUACGGAGGCCAUACCCAUCAAGACCAACACUUCCCUGCACAAAGACAUUACCGUGCCUUGCUACUCUUUUUACGCAACCUGGUCAGAGGGUGGUUACCUAUGCCACUCGGCCGACUGCGGCCAGUGUGUGCCCUUGCUCGGAGCCAUGUGCACGGUCGGGGGGCAAUUUGUUCAGUAUUGCCCUUCUGGAUUCUAAGACGUGAGAGGGGACGGCUACUUCGAAGAUCGGCGUCACACUGCCUGACAGCUCUGAUGGGAGAACAAUACACAUGUUGCCCAUGUCAUGAUUUGCUAACGACGUGCGCUUCAUUGGUCGGGGGCGGCGGCCCGAGGCGUCGAUAUUGGUCCAGCCGAUGGCGGUAGCGCGUGAGCGGCCCGUGGUUACGAGAUGGCCGAAGAACGGCAUGAGAGUGAACCAUGACUGCCCUCAACUGACUUCCCUACAAGCUCAAGAGCGACACAGCUGCCUCCAGCUUUGCCUCUCUCCUCUUCACAUUCCACAAAAACGCGAUGCCCACCCUAGACCUUCCAAUCUUUGCUCGCCUUAGCCUUCUUGCCCUCACCUUCCUACUCACCCUCCUCCAUCCCCUCAAUGCGGAGAUGGUGGGAAAAUGCUACCGCCAGCCCUACUGUCGCGGUCUAGGCGCUCCAAUCGAGGCAGACGUGUCCAACGUCAUGCCCAUCUGGUC
Messenger RNA from Jaminaea rosea, 1069 nucleotides. RefSeq lists its product as hypothetical. The transcript has 2 exons. The record is from RefSeq and is a predicted model, not a curated record. Lineage: Eukaryota; Fungi; Basidiomycota; Exobasidiomycetes; Microstromatales. Bases 159 to 743 code for a protein of 194 amino acids.